AUGCGACAGCGCCGUCUGUGCUCAAGCUUGGGGGGCCACUAUGGAGAACGGGGGGGAGCCUGGAGACCGAACGGUCAGAACCCAGCCGAUUCGCAGAACCUCGACAGGAAAUCGACGGCCUGUCCUGCUCAGUGCUCACCCCGGUGGAGUCGAUCCGUCAAGCAUCGGCUCAUCCGGCGAGCCGGCCCCGAAGUGGACUCUCGGUCUCCCGGCUUGCGAUUGGCCCACCGCCGCAAGCCGUCGCUAAAAGUUACUUUCAAAAGGUACCUCAGCUCCAUCAAAGGGUCCUCGACUCCUCCCCCGCGGUCCUCGACGAGACAGCAAGACAUGCACACUCUCCACGCCACAUGCCUGAUCAUCACCGUUCCAUAUCCGCAUCGAACCGCCAAGCAUCUCUCAAAGACAGGUAGCCUACGGCUUGAAAGCCACGCCACGCCCAACCACUGUCGUGGUGCCUUCAUCUACACCUCUUACUCUGGCAGCGCCAUCUGUAGCUCUUGCUCCAAGGCUGGAGCCGUAUCAUGCGUUGACUACAGCCCCUUGGGCACGCUACCCGCGUGCCAGGACCUGGCUGCAUUGCCCGAUGAUGUCCUACCCCUUUUAAAUGGCGCGGCGGAUCUCGACGGGGGCAGCUUCUCUUUCGAUGACAUCCUGCCUGGGCUUUCCCGUCAUAAGACCUUGAGGGGUCUCCCUCCUGUUGACAAAUAUCACACUUCGGGCCCCGAUUCCAUGAAUUACUAUCUUGAGACAUCUAAACAGCACAGCCAUAAGGAAUGGCUGGAGCUGUUGCCCCCCGAGACCCAGAAGCUCGUCGACGUGUAUCCCAAAGCCGUACAAUUAGCCUUGGAACAGCAUCCGGCCCCCGGCUGCACCGUCCCAAACUGUAUACACACGUACAAGCCCAUCCCCGACCUCGACGAUGAGCCCUUUGCGAGACGGCGCAGUUGA
Molecule: messenger RNA, 948 nt
Organism: Colletotrichum orchidophilum
Lineage: Eukaryota; Fungi; Ascomycota; Sordariomycetes; Glomerellales; Glomerellaceae
Exons: 4
Coding region: 1-948 (315 amino acids)
Source: RefSeq, a predicted model, not a curated record